Molecule: messenger RNA, 699 nt
Organism: Hibiscus syriacus
Lineage: Eukaryota; Viridiplantae; Streptophyta; Magnoliopsida; Malvales; Malvaceae
Product: transcription factor bHLH120-like
Exons: 3
Coding region: 1-693 (230 amino acids)
Biological process (GO): regulation of transcription by RNA polymerase II
Cellular component (GO): RNA polymerase II transcription regulator complex
Molecular function (GO): DNA-binding transcription factor activity, RNA polymerase II-specific; protein dimerization activity; RNA polymerase II transcription regulatory region sequence-specific DNA binding
Source: RefSeq, a predicted model, not a curated record
AUGGAUGAGAAUUUCUUCCAGUUUUCCUCCAUUUCCGAUCCUCAAAACAUAAUCCCACAGGACGAAAGUUUGGAUUUUGUUCCCAUGGGAGGCAGCAGUAGUAAUAGAGGCCGGCAAAGAAGAUUGAUGGAGAGUGAAAAGAGAGAAAAUAGUAAUGAUGAGAAGAAGACGAUGCAUAGGGAUAUUGAGAGGCAAAGAAGGCAAGAAAUGUCCACCCUUUAUGCUUCUCUCCAAACCCUUCUCCCUCUUGAGUACAUCAAGGGAAAGCGUUCGAUAUCGGAUCAUAUGAACGGAGCAAUAAGCUACAUAAAGGACCAGCAGAAGAGGAUCGAUGAACUGAUUGCAAAGCGAGACCAGUUAAAGAAAGAAUUGGUCGAAUCAAGCGGUUUUCGCCAAGGGACGACGAGUUCUGACGAGGCUUUCCCGAGCAGUGUGGUGGUUCGCCGAUCUUUGGAAGACAGUGUUGAAGUCGUGGUCAGCACCGGUGUUGUUGCUCAAGAUUUGACCCUCUCCAGGGUGCUGCAACUACUGCUGGAGGAAGGGCUUGAUGUUGUCAACAGUAUCUCUACCAAGAUUGAUGGAGGACUGAUUCACACCAUAAAACUUGAGGUUAGUGAUCUGAGAGGCGUUGAUGUGCCUUAUCUGGAGCAGAAACUGAAUGAAGAAAUUUCAUCCUUCACUAAAACUACCUAGCCAAUA